This is a messenger RNA of Panicum virgatum (switchgrass), 918 nucleotides long. RefSeq lists its product as uncharacterized. The coding region runs from base 354 to 800 and encodes 148 amino acids. The transcript is spliced from 8 exons. The record is from RefSeq and is a predicted model, not a curated record. Lineage: Eukaryota; Viridiplantae; Streptophyta; Magnoliopsida; Poales; Poaceae.
GACAAAUAGAGGCAUCAUCAAGUUCUACAACUCAAGUAUUCAUUGACUCGGACCUUCAGGAAAUCGUCAAAUUUCGUGAAAGCUACCAAUGGGAACCUCCAGCUUUACAACGACAUUUACCUCAAAUUCUACAAAAAUCACCAAUUGAAGCAGCUGGUCAAAUAUACAAGAUUGAGCAGCUAACUGCACUGCAACCUUCCUCUUUCCAGAGGGGUGCUACAUAUAGCUGCAUCGCAAAGAUAACAGCCAUAGUACCGUCAAUAAAAUGGUACUACAAAGCCUGCCUAACUUGCAAAAUAGGAUACAACAGCAUUUCAGAAACUCCAAGAUGUGAUUGUGCUACUUCACAGCCCAUGCCUAUGUUCAAGCUUCCUCUUGCACUUACAGAUGAUACAGGAAGCAUAGAAGCAAUAGCUUUCUCUUCCAUAGCUGAAGAUUUAGUAGAGCGUAAUGCAUACCAAGCUUCUCAAAACAUGAAGAUACAUGCAACAGACCAUGCAGCGUCUUUACAAACAGCUGUUGGGAAAAUAAGACUAUUCCACAUAGGAAUGAGUACUGAUAUGUCAUCAAACUUCUCCAUUAAAUAUGUCAUCCGGAAGAGUUUUCCAAUCGACAAACCACCCUCAACAUCACUUCUGUCACAUAAUGAGAAUACACCUGCAUCGCCUAUAUUACCUCUUCCAGCAACUAAUGACACAUCCAGCGUCACCAGUUCUGCUGCGAAGAGAACUAUAGACUUUGAUCAUAGCGAAACACAUGCACCAUCCAUGGCAGAUGAUGCAAAACGUCAAAAAAAAUAAUAAAACGAUAGUGGAGAAUCCAUAACUUCACUUAUCCAAGAUAGUCGAUACAAAGUCCAAUCACUUCACAAAAUGAUGCAGACAUUUCCAUUUCCUCCUAGAAUAAAAUUAAAGCAAC